AUAAAAUGUGAAUUUAAAAUUAUUAAUACCGAACCAAGCUAUUUGGUAAAUUCAAAUGAUGAUUUAAAAAUAUUUACAACAGAUGCCCCAAGUGAUAUUAAUAAUAUCAAAAUUUAUAUUUUUCAAGCAAAUGAAGUGUGGGAAGAAACAGUUUUUACAAUGCCCGCAACAAAUCAAUUCGUAAUUGACCAAAACCAACUUUCGGCUUAUUGGGGCGAAAGAUUAUUUAGACUUGAAAUCGUAUCUCAGAGUGUCUCUACAACUAAUUAUGCUAAAAUUGGUUUUGCAACUCCAAUCUUUUUAAACAAUGAUAGUGUUAAAAAAAAUAGUACCACAAAUAAUUUAUAUGUAUAUUGCCGUUAUUUAAACAAUACUCAAUAUACAACAUAUUUAAGAGGUAUAAGUCUUGUACCCGUUGCUCCUUUAGAAAUACCAACAAACCCUGAUCCUUUAAGUCCAAGACUUGAAUAUCCAGAUUCAGAAUUUCAAUAUAUCAGAGGGUAUCCUUAUUUACAAUGUGAAAACUCAAAGUCUAAUGAUUUUAUAACCCAAAAUUUUAUGAUAUCAGUAAAUUUAAAUACAUUAGCAUGGGAAAAGAUUCCUCGUAAAGGAGGAGUAUUUAGAUUUAAGGGGUAUGGAUUGUAUCCAUCUAAUGAAAAGAAUAUUACAACCUAUUCUUUAAAUUUUGGUUAUAAUGAUUUAUCAUUAUAUACCCCAAUUCCAUGUCAAAAUAUAACAAUUGUUAAAUAUUUGGGUAAUCAAGAAUACAAUGCAACUUGUAUAAUGGAUGAUUAUAAAGAACCAACUCCUAAUGGAUUAAAUUUUCACGCUCUAUUUCCUUCUGAAUCAGACACAAGUCAAAACUAUCUUGAUCUUUAUCUUCCACCAUCUGUUUUAAGCGCAUCUCCAUCUUUUUAUGGUACACCCAAGGAUAUUACUAUUAAAGGUGAAUCUUUUUGCUUUUACCCAAAUGUUACAAUUGGUGGGAGUGAUUGUGUAGUAAAAUCAACGGAUUUUUAUGAAGGUGUAAUAGUAUGCACCUUUAACUCUGAUGUUGAGGGUUUAACUAAAACCCACAGAGUUACAGUAUCCUGCCCCAAAAAUUCUCCUGAUUCUAAUCCAGUUGGUAGUGGUGAUGUUUUUAUGUAUUCAAUUGAUGAAUGUGCUUUAAGUAAAGGCUUUAAUGGUCAAGUGUGCUCAGGAAAUGGCACUUGUAUUGAAGAAACUAGAAAAUGUAACUGUAAAAAGGGGUACUCUGGCUUUGACUGCUCCAAUAUAAACAAUGGCCAAAUAAAUCCACCCAUAAUCGAUAACACCACAUCCAUCAUUGAAACCAAUGAUUCUAAAUUCGACAUUGGUUUAGCACAAAUAAGAGAGUUAGAUAUUACAAAUAAUCCAAUAAAAGUUUAUAACUUAACUACAUCAAUUUGGAAAUUAGAACAAAGUAUAAAUGAAAACACAGAGCAACUAUUUAAUACAACAUUAGGUAACAAUGCAAUAAUUAAAGCACUUUUAACAAUUAAUUCAAAUGAAAAUCUAGAAAUGAUUUAUGAUUUUUAUGGUGAUAAUAUCACUCUUCUACCAAAUUCUGUUAAAUAUCAAGUUGAAAUCAGCAACUGGAAUUUCGACAGUUCAGUAAAUUCAUUGCAAUUAAUAUUCCAAUCACAAAUUUCAACUGAACAAUGUGAUUCUCAAACUUUAACAGGUCAGCAAAAUAUUCAAAUGUAUGGUGAUUCCAUUAGAUCAGUAAAACUAACUCUUGUUAAUGGUCAAACUUUGGUUGGUACAUUCAGCAAUCGUAUGAGAAUUGAUGAUAGAAUUAUUAAAAGUGACAUUAAGGUUUUAACAGAGGAAGAGUCUAUAGGUAUUCCAUCGGUAUCAAAAGAUGAUUCAAAAAAUGAUUCAGAUAAAACAAAAAGUAUUCAAAAUGUUUAUACAGCUAUUUCAAUUUCUAAUUUUAAAACAUCAGCAGUUAUUGAUCCAAAUUUUGGUGUAUUAGUCGAUAGUAAUCUUUCAAUCAGUGGUAGUUGUGGUAAAAAAUUCGAAUCUUGGAAAAUUGCACUUUGUGUUGUGUUACCUAUUAUUGCUUUUGCAAUAGCUGUCAUAGUUGUUUCAAUUUAUAGAGGAAGAAAAAGAAAUAUAGUUGUAGUUAAUGGUAAAGAGAUUAAUUUAAAUAAA
Dictyostelium purpureum is the source of this 2178-nucleotide messenger RNA. RefSeq lists its product as uncharacterized. The record is from RefSeq and is a predicted model, not a curated record. The annotation marks the transcript as partial. Gene Ontology annotation, biological process: sexual reproduction. The transcript has a single exon. NCBI's taxonomy places the organism in Eukaryota, Evosea, Eumycetozoa, Dictyosteliales, Dictyosteliaceae.